GAAACUUACUAAGUUAAGUUUGCAAUUUGUUAUUGUUUUUUUAACACAGGAAAAAAAUAAUAAAUAUGUGAUAGAAAUUCAAGCUCGACCACCUGUAAAAUAUAAAAGUCCAGAUGUGAAACUGCUCCAGAGGGGUAACGUGUGUCGUCCUUUAUUUGGACUGAAUCUACUGAUGUUUGCAUCACUCAUGUGAAUGAGGUGCAAGUGUCUAAAUGAAGCACAUGACCACAGAGGAGACAUGUCCCUAAUCAACAGGAAGUAAACGCCACAUUACACUUUCUACUAAGAACCGAGAAGCAGAAAAGAGAAAGAAGAAGAAUGGAUGAAAUCAAACGUGUUAAAAAGUCUUUCCAUCUGCUACUGGUGCUGAUUCCAUUUACAGAGCUCGCUACCCCAUCUUCCUCCAUCAUCAUCAGAGCUGGAGCUGAAGCCACUUUGCCUUGUGACAAAGUGAGAGAUGAUCACGUGAACUGUGGAGCUGCUACCUGGCUCUUCACUUACUCAGUGUGGACUGGAGCAGUAAACCUGUUUGUAAACAGGCAGCUCGACACAUCUGAGAUUUCCAAAUCUAAAGCAGACAGACUGCGUCUUGCUGCAGACUGUUCUCUGGUUAUCAGGGAGGUCACAGCUGAAGAUGCUGGUCGAUACGAAUGCAGACAGUUCGACCUGAAAACACAAACACAUGAAGUUCAUCGGGUUUUGAUCUCUGUGGUCAACGUGACUGAGCACAGCAGAACUGAUGAGGUGACGUUGAGCUGCUUUCUGUCACCAUCUGUAAUCUGCACUGAAGUGAAGUGGCUGUAUAUGAAUUUAGAUGUGACUGAAAACAACACAGACCUGAAGACAUCACAGUCUUACUGCUCGGCCAAUGUGAGCUUCUCAAAAUAUAAGAUAAAGAACUAUAGCUCAUUAACAUGUAAAGUGAAGGAUUUUCACACUGAGGGAACGUUUUCCUUCAUCUCUCCAUCAUCAGAAGCAAAGAACAAACCAGCUGCAGGAAACAACGAGAUGACAACAGACUGGUGGUGGUACAUUCGUCUGGUUGUAGGUUUUGCCGCAAUGGUGACAUUGGUUGUGAUUCUCAUCGGAUGGAGAAGAAACAAGAUCCAGGGUGGUGAUGUUGCAGUGGCCUUCAGCACUGUGGAAGCUCCCUCCUCUUCUACUGGACCCUCAGCUGAUCCCAGCAGCCUCUAUUCCAACAUCACGUUCAUACAAUAGUAGAGUCUCAUCUGACAUCGAUAUAUUCAUAUUAGGAAUUAUUUGUUAAAACUUUCUGCUGUGAAAACAGAGUCACUCGUAAUAGUGUGAUUCUCAAUAGACAGAAAAGAAACAGAUGUGGGAACAGUCACAGAGGAACCUUUGAUUUAGUUUAAACCACUGCCAAGGCCCGACAGUCUGUACUGUUUACUAUAAAAAGUCACUUUUAUUGUGUAGACUGGAUUUAACCAGUUUUCUGCCAUUUUAUUGAUUCUUGAAGUUUGUCGUCCAAAACCUGGAAUAUUUGAUACUGUAUCUUCAUGUUCUUCUGAUCCGGCUGUUACUCUUAUACAUUACAAUGGUGACGUGUUAUUUGUGAGAAAAUUGUACUUUCUUGAUUCUUCCUGUUCUGGGUUUGUACCGUCUUGGUUGAUGCACUUAUUGUAAGACGGCUAAAUGAAAUGUAAGGAAGUGUAAUGUAUGAUGAUAUGAUGUGAAAGAUUGUCUAUGAACCUAUGUGUUGUAAAAAGCGUUUUGACCAGAGUGCCAGAAGGGGAAGCUAUACUUUAAGUUACCCUUGCAAUGUUUAAGUAAUAAUAAUAAUCAUAAAAUGGUAUAUCUUCAUAUAGAUAUCGUACGUUUAGCUUAAUGAACCGGAUUAUUAAUGCUCGAAUAUUGAUUAUUAGGUAUUUCCCAUUAAAUUAAACUUUGUACUGAAUAAUCAGUUAAUUUA
This is a messenger RNA of Platichthys flesus (European flounder), 1930 nucleotides long. RefSeq lists its product as uncharacterized. Gene Ontology annotation, biological process: T cell activation; interleukin-15-mediated signaling pathway; positive regulation of ERK1 and ERK2 cascade. Gene Ontology annotation, cellular component: external side of plasma membrane; membrane raft. Gene Ontology annotation, molecular function: protein tyrosine kinase binding; MHC class II protein binding. The transcript is spliced from 6 exons. NCBI's taxonomy places the organism in Eukaryota, Metazoa, Chordata, Actinopteri, Pleuronectiformes, Pleuronectidae. Bases 319 to 1218 code for a protein of 299 amino acids. The record is from RefSeq and is a predicted model, not a curated record.